Messenger RNA from Canis lupus familiaris (dog), 1488 nucleotides. It is a transcript of the gene COX7C, whose product is annotated as cytochrome c oxidase subunit 7C, mitochondrial. The record is from RefSeq and is a predicted model, not a curated record. Bases 123 to 314 code for a protein of 63 amino acids. NCBI's taxonomy places the organism in Eukaryota, Metazoa, Chordata, Mammalia, Carnivora, Canidae. Gene Ontology annotation, biological process: mitochondrial electron transport, cytochrome c to oxygen. The transcript is spliced from 3 exons.
CUUCCCAUCUUCCCCUUCGGCCCCGGCGCGCCGAGGAGCAAGGUCGCGGAGGGGAGCGCGCGGGGUGUUGCCGUUCCUGCCGUCUCGGGGCUCGCGGCUCUCGCAGGACCUUCAGCGGCGCUAUGUUGGGACAGAGCAUCCGGAGGUUCACGACCUCUGUGGUCCGUAGGAGCCACUAUGAGGAGGGCCCCGGGAAGAAUUUGCCAUUUUCAGUGGAAAACAAGUGGAGGCUACUACUUAUGAUGACUUUGUAUUUUGGAUCUGGAUUUGCUGCACCUUUUUUUAUAGUAAGACACCAACUGCUUAAGAAAUAAGGAUGUUUUAAUUGAUCCACUAAACAGAUGUGAAAAGGAACAUUCUAAGAGGUGCAGUCUCUGAAAAAUGGAUCAAACUCUUGAAUUCAACAUACUCAACAUGUUUGUAAAUAAACUUAUGGCAUGAAUCUUUAAUGCCUCUUCGCUGAAACAUGGAAUGUAAUGAUUGUGCUUUUUUAUUUGGGAAAUAUUUAGGAUUAGUUUGUUUGGUCAGAAUAUGUGUGUGAUUGUGCCUGUUUCUUGUUUUUAGAUUUGAGGUUUUUGAUUUUUGAUUACUAGGUCAAGACCUUGUUGGUAAUCUAUGUUAUUAAAAAGGCAAACUUUGUUGUCACAUAGUAAUCUUUUAGUUGAAAAAGAAGUGUACUUUUAUUUGCCUUUACUAAAUAAGCAGUAAAAUUGGUUUUCUUCAUGAGUGACAUUUAGUCAUGAGGAAAAGCACUAGUGUAUACAGAGUGAAGCCCCAAGAGUUCUCCAGACCUGUGAUCUAAAACUAAAAUUUUCCUGUGAUAAAUUUGCUAUUGACCAAUACUAGUCGUUUUUAGACUAAGUAAAAGUAGAAUACUUGAAAUGUAAUAGCUUGUAAAACCAUAUGGAAAUAUUCCAAGUUUAUUCUGGAAUUUUAGUAGAAAUGGACUAAAAGAUGGCUCUGAUUAGUAAUUUAUAUCAGUAAAUCAAAUUUAUGUUGAUAGUGAAAUGCUGCUAGCUACAUAAAAUGUAGUGACUUAGUUCCUAGGGCUUUGUAUUGGGGCAGGAAAACAGUUCUUCAAUGUUUAAUCCUCGUUUAGUCACUUUUGGAAUACCACACUGAUGUUAGAAAAAUGCCGUAAAGCAGAGAUUGUAAACUGGUGCUCCAUUUGAGCUCUAGACUUUUUGGUUGAAUAGGGGUGCUGUACUUUUUAAACCAUUAUUUAAAAACGAGAAUAGUUAGAAGAAAGUCUCUUUGGGUUCUUGAAAAAUUGCUGAGUGGUUCUACAUCCUUUCAUAGAACAAAACCGCUGCCUAAAUCAGUCCUGACAACAUUAGAUUAUCUGUGUACCCCUAAUGUUGAACUACUCAUUUGGUGGAACCUUAAAAAACUUUAUGGUUUGACUGGGCCUAUCAUCACGAUCUCCAAUAAUCCUGCAAUAGUUACUUAAAUAUGGAUAUAAUUAAAUCUUUAUGACUGCCUAACUUA